Messenger RNA from Vombatus ursinus (common wombat), 1835 nucleotides. RefSeq names its product farnesyltransferase, CAAX box, alpha (gene FNTA). Gene Ontology annotation, biological process: protein geranylgeranylation; protein farnesylation. Gene Ontology annotation, molecular function: CAAX-protein geranylgeranyltransferase activity; protein farnesyltransferase activity. The transcript has 9 exons. The coding region runs from base 16 to 1263 and encodes 415 amino acids. The record is from RefSeq and is a predicted model, not a curated record. Lineage: Eukaryota; Metazoa; Chordata; Mammalia; Diprotodontia; Vombatidae. Gene Ontology annotation, cellular component: protein farnesyltransferase complex; CAAX-protein geranylgeranyltransferase complex; cytoplasm.
CUCUCCCGCGUCUCUAUGGUUGGCGAGGCAACCGGAAGGGGAAGAAGGGAAGGAGGCGGAGAGAGUACGGAGAGGGGCUGCUGCCGCCACCCGGACCGAGGCGAGAUGGCGGCCGCCCAGGUGGCGGCGGAGGCCGACAUGGUCGCGGAGGGCUCGGCGGCCGGGGAGCCGGAGCAGCCCAGGCCGAAGCCCAAGACCGAGCCGGCGGCGGCUGCGGCUGCGGCGGCAGCGGCGGCUGUGGAGGCCGAGGAAGUGGAAAGCGACUCCUUCCCGGAGGACUACGGGCUGAUGCGCCUCGACUCGCCCACCUACGUCCUGUACAGGGACAGACCAGAAUGGGCUGAUAUAGAGCCGGUGCCCCAGAAUGAUGGGCCAAAUCCAGUGGUCCAGAUAAUUUAUAGUGAAAAAUUUAGAGAUGUUUAUGAUUAUUUCCGGGCUGUUCUGCAACGUGAUGAAAGAAGUGAACGAGCUUUUAAAUUAACUGGAGAUGCUAUUGAGCUAAAUGCAGCUAAUUAUACUGUGUGGCAUUUUCGGAGAGUUCUCUUAAAGUCUCUACAAAAGGAUCUAAGUGAGGAAAUGAACUAUAUUACUGCAAUAAUUGAGGAACAGCCCAAAAACUACCAAGUCUGGCACCACAGGCGAGUAUUAGUGGAGUGGCUAAAGGAUCCGUCUCAGGAGCUUGAUUUUAUUGCUGAUAUUCUUAACCAGGAUGCAAAGAACUACCAUGCCUGGCAACAUCGACAGUGGGUCAUUCAGGAGUUCAAGCUUUGGGAUAAUGAGCUGCAAUAUGUAGACCAACUUCUCAAAGAAGAUGUGAGAAAUAACUCUGUCUGGAACCAAAGACACUUUGUAAUUUCUAACACUUCAGGCUACAAUGAUCCUGCUAUCCUGGAGAGAGAAGUCCAAUAUACUCUAGAAAUGAUAAAAACAGCACCACAUAAUGAAAGUGCAUGGAACUAUUUAAAAGGGAUUUUGCAAGAUCGUGGCCUUUCCAAGUAUCCCAAUCUAUUAGAGCAAUUGUUAGAUUUACAGCCAAGUCACAGUUCUCCCUACCUGAUUGCCUUCCUUGUGGAUAUAUAUGAAGAUAUGCUAGAAAACCAAUGUGACAACAAGGAAGAUACACUUAAUAAAGCAUUAGAGUUAUGUGAAAUUCUAGCUAAAGAAAAAGACACUAUAAGAAAGGAAUAUUGGAGAUAUAUUGGAAGAUCCCUUCAAAACAAACACAGCACAGAAGGAAGUUUGCCAACAGAUAAGCAGCAAUAACAGCAUUCAGAAGACACUAAUGGAAUAGUUUUAUUUUUAAAAGAAACUUGGAACAAGGAAGUGUGACAUGGCUUAAAACCAGAGGGAUCAUUUCCUUCUACCUGUGUGGGUGUGUGACAACAAGUGCAUUGCACAGGUAUUGCUUCCUAACAAGCACUAAGCAUAAUAAGUACUCUUUGGGCACUGCUGCUAUUCAAACUAACUCUAGAAGUAUUAAUUUGGCUGUCUUUUUAAAGUAAAAUAAUUCCUUAAAAUAACAAUCCCCAAAUGAAUUGUUGAAUAAUAAAUAUUUCCAUGUUUGUUUAUUUUUAAAGGCCCUAAACAGUCUGUUCUUUUCACCUAUUUCUUACCACUCAGCUCCUUCCUAAAUAAUAUAUAUGAAUUCAGACUUGCAGCGGUAACAAUUGCAGAUAACUUGUAUAUUGUGGAGGUAACAUAGACUAUAAGCAAGGAACACAAUUGCUGCAAUACAUUAGAGCUGUUACAGAAGCUGCACUGGUAAUAUCCUGCUAUUGCUUUCACUGACUAAAUGACAAAGUGAUUUUGUAAUAAAACUGUAGAUACACCUAAAA